ACUGUGGACCUAGAGGUGCAUGCUGAGGCCCCAGGGAAAAAAUCUCUACCUAUCUGAAGUAAAUAAAGGAGACAGACCCUCUAUUAGAAACCAUAUGGAAAAAUGAGAAAACAAACAAAAAUCCUGUUCCUUCACAGAUAAUUCAAUGAACAUUAGGGUUAGUGGGAAACCUAACAGAAAACACCACAGUUGACAUUUCUGUUGUUUGGGGAAAUCACCUGAGUUUGCAUUUAGUCUAUAUGUGUGAACUUUUUUUUUUUUUCCAGGGGUGGAGAGGAAACUAUGUCAAAUUGAUUAUAAAUAAUACAUUUAUAUUCAUUACACAUUAUCUCACGUCAAAAAUUGUUUCAGCCAAGCUGUAAAAAUUAUCUCAGAAAACCUGAAUUGUUUUGGCUACUUCUUCCUGCUCAUCCCUGCCUCCGUGAGCUCCUUGCAAGUAACCAACCCCAUCGCCAUGUCUCAGGCUGAGUUUGACAAAGCUGCUGAGGAAGUUAAGCACCUCAAGAGCAAGCCAGCAGACGAUGAGAUGCUGUUCCUCUACAGCCGCUACAAACAAGCAACUGUGGGUGACAUAGAUAAAGAACAGCCCGGGAUGAUGGACCUCAAAGGCAGGGCCAAGUGGGGUGCAUGGAAUGAGCUGAAGGGAACUACCAGGGAAGAUGCCAUGAAAGCUUACAUCGGCAAAGUAGAAGAACUAAAGCAAAAAUACGGAAUCUAGGGACUGGAUUUGGCUGCCAGCCACACUUUUCAUCUAAAUUGGUAAUCAUGCCUUGUUUCUCUAAUACCAUGGAUGAAGUGAAAUAAUGAAAUUAACCCUCUUCCUGAACACUGUCCAGGGUAUGGCUCUAAGAGAUUAAGGAGCUGAAAUAAAUGGUUACUCGCCUUGCUGAGUAGUUUUAAUCUAUAGAUCAAUUUAAAAAAACCUGCAUUUGUUACUUUAAGAAACAAAAACAAACCUUAAUUGUUUUCCAAUCCACAAAUCUUAUCAUCAUCUUGCUAAAAUAUAUUACUAUCCAGUCAAGAAUGUUAUUGACUUCAUACUGGGGUACUACACUUCCCUUUGCAAAUGUUUCUCUCCAUGAUCCUGAAAUAUUUCCUAGAUAACCUCACAUAUCUUAUCAUUUAGUAGACAAACAGCAGAACUCCCAAAACCAUCUACUUAGCAUAAUGCUUCCUUGAGAAGUAAAUCCUCAAUAGAAUU
This is a messenger RNA of Myotis brandtii (Brandt's bat), 1201 nucleotides long. RefSeq names its product acyl-CoA-binding protein. Gene Ontology annotation, cellular component: mitochondrion. NCBI's taxonomy places the organism in Eukaryota, Metazoa, Chordata, Mammalia, Chiroptera, Vespertilionidae. The coding region runs from base 455 to 718 and encodes 87 amino acids. The record is from RefSeq and is a predicted model, not a curated record. The transcript has a single exon. Gene Ontology annotation, molecular function: fatty-acyl-CoA binding. Gene Ontology annotation, biological process: fatty acid metabolic process.